Molecule: messenger RNA, 1051 nt
Organism: Drosophila rhopaloa
Lineage: Eukaryota; Metazoa; Arthropoda; Insecta; Diptera; Drosophilidae
Product: alpha N-terminal protein methyltransferase 1
Exons: 1
Coding region: 67-894 (275 amino acids)
Biological process (GO): N-terminal protein amino acid methylation
Cellular component (GO): cytoplasm
Molecular function (GO): N-terminal protein N-methyltransferase activity
Source: RefSeq, a predicted model, not a curated record
CAUGCAGUGUUGAGCAUCCCUGGUAAAAACAAAACAAAGCAUGCGGAAUUUGGAAUCCUGACAAAAAUGACAACCACAUUGGAAGCACAGCUUUCAGACAAGUUGAAAGUGAUGGACGAGAUCAAGGACAUUGGCCCAAAGCCGGCAGACCAGGAGGAAUCCAGCAGCGCACACGGUAGAACCGAUGAAAGGGCGGAGUUCCCGUCCCCAAGUGGCAGUGCCACCAAAAUCGUUCCGGAGCCCGAGUUUUACGAUAAGGCGCAGAAGUACUGGUCCGAGGUUCCGGCCACCGUAAACGGGAUGCUCGGUGGUCUCGGCUACAUCAGCGCCAUCGAUAUACAGGGCUCCAGUGUGUUUCUGCGCGAGAUCCGCGUUCCCGGCAACAGGUUGGCCUUGGACUGCGGCGCGGGAAUCGGGCGUGUGACCAGGAAUCUUCUUAUCCCGCGCUUCAGCUGCGUGGACCUCGUGGAGCAGGAUCCUGCGUUUGCGGAGAAGGCACGGGAGUACUGCACCUCGGAGGACGUAGCUCCCGGAAAGGUGGGGCAGAUCUACAACGUAGGACUGCAAAAGUUCGCGCCCUCACAGCAGUACGACCUUAUCUGGAGCCAGUGGGUGCUGGGCCACCUCACGGACCGUGACCUGGUCGCCUUUUUCCGGCGCAUCAAGCUGGGACUGGCGCCCGGCGCCUUCUUCUGCCUAAAGGAGAACGUGAGCAGCUCCAGGAAGACGGUAGAGGACAAGGAGGACUCCUCGGUCACCCGGCCACUAGACAGCUACGAGCGCUUCCUGAAGGAAGCCGGAUUCCGCAUCGUGCGCAAGGUCAAGCAACAAAACUUCCCCAAAGGACUCUUUCCGGUUUACAUGAUCGCCUGCAAGCCCGUCUCCAAGGAAUAGGUUAAGCCUUUAGUUAGUUCUACCAUUGACGUACAAGCAAUGUACUAAAGUUAUACAAAAUGCAAAUUCAAUGUCACAUUACUAGCUAGUCAUUUAUAAUUGUAGCGUUUUGAACAACAAAUAAACAAGCAUGCAAAAGCUUUUGCACGUUCCUUAA